AUGCGCUCCAGUUCAGAUGACUUCGCUCAGCCAGUGCUCGAGACCUCAUCAGUUGAGGGUGCUCCUGGAGCUAGUCAUCGACGUGACUCCAUGAGGAGCAGCUAUAGUAUUGUGUCGGAUGUCGAGAUGGCUCGGACCGAGGUCUUUGACGGGCCGAUAUCAGAGAGUAUCCCUUCUAGUGUUGUCUCGUUUGCCCAUCGCCGCGGCCGGAAGGACUCGAUCGUCAGCUUUACUUAUUUUCAAGAAGAAGAUGGGUUCAUUGAGUGGCCUCGCGAAGAAGUAAUCGACGCUGAGAAUGAAUCUGAUGAAUUGUCGAUUGGUGAGGCUAGCGAGGCAGAUGAGUCCAUUAUAUCUUCUCGCAGGUCAAAACGCCUGUCUUACUCCAGACCCUCAGCAGAGGAUCCUCUCCUUCCGCGGCGCCCAUCAUCGACUUUCUGUACUGGAGAGCACACAAUUGACAGCAGGCUCACCCAGAAAGUUUACAUCGCAUCGGAGGACUUGACCAUUGUCAUCGCUGGAUUUUCAACGAGCUCCACAGGCUUGGCUCUAUAUUCUUUGCUAUGCAUUUUUACUUUGGGAUUUGCAUAUAUUCUUCUACGUUGGUUGCCAAGAUGGAGAAUCCGACUAAUUGGAAAGCCGACGCCCCUUCGAUUAUGUCAGUGGGUCGCAGUGGAGGAUCAAUGGAAUCAAUUCAGCAUAUGCGAAGUGUUGAGCAUACCUUACGGACGUGUGCUUUCCACUGUCUUUGCAGAUUCUGAAAGUUGUGCCCAGGACGAAGAUAACGAUUCAACUGUCUCAUACCUGAGAUAUAUUGAUUAUCGUUGUCUCCGCUUCUUUUACCACCCUGUCGAGGACAAAUUUAGCUUGAUCAGUGGCUGGAAAGAUCCAUUGUGGACGAAUAUCAAACGAAUGCGAAUCGGGUUGGACGCAGAUGAUCACGAUAACCGUGCGCAAGUUUUCGGAGCGAAUGUCAUUGACAUACAGCAGAAGUCUGUCUUUCAACUUCUGAUCGAUGAAGCGUUUCACCCGUUCUACAUGUUCCAAAUUGCGAGUCUUGUCCUAUGGUCGCUGGAUGAAUACUAUUACUAUGCCGUUUGCAUUUUCCUCAUUUCGGUGUUCAGUAUCUGCGCAACUAUUCUUGAAACUCAAACGACGAUGAAAAGGCUGAGGGAAAUCUCACUUUUUGAGUGCGAUACCCGCGUGCUUAGGAAUGGCUUCUGGAGGUCUGUCCCUUCCCGAGAAUUGGUCCCGGGUGAUGUCUUUGAAUUCUCGGAUCCGUCUUUGAAUCAAGUUCCCUGCGACUGCAUCUUGUUAUCCGGAGAUUGUAUCGUGAAUGAGAGUAUGCUGACAGGAGAGUCCGUUCCUGUAUCAAAGAUCCCGUUGACAGACGACGCGUUGAAGUACCUUGACCUUAGUACUCCGUCUGUCCACCCGAAUGUUGCCAAGCACUUUCUUUUCAGUGGAACAAAGGUCAUUCGUGCACGGCGGCCACACAGCGUCGAUGACGGCGAAGCCAUUGCCUUAGCAGUGGUUGUAAGAACUGGUUUUUCGACAACCAAAGGUGCCUUAGUCCGUUCAAUGCUUUUUCCCAAACCCUCAGGGUUCAAGUUCUACAAAGAUUCAUUUCGUUACAUCACAGUGAUGGGUGUAAUUGCUGCUUUUGGUUUUAUAGCAUCAUUUGUCAAUUUUGUCCGCUUAGGUCUUUCCUGGCAUUUAAUCAUUGUUAGGGCACUUGAUCUAAUCACUAUCGUUGUGCCGCCAGCAUUACCAGCUACUCUGACAAUCGGCACCAAUCUAGCUCUUUCACGACUCAAGGGUCACAAGAUAUUUUGUAUCAGCCCGCAAAGGGUCAAUGUUGCAGGCAAGCUUGAUAUAGUCUGUUUCGAUAAGACUGGGACUCUCACAGAGGACGGUCUGGAUGUGCUCGGUGUGCGAACUGUGACUCAGGAUUUGAGAUUCACCGAUCUAAAGGCUGAUUUGGCUUCUCUGGCCUCCACAUCUUCAUCUGGUGUCGGAGCUACUGGCGGCCCUCAGCAACACAAAAAUAUUGUCCACGCUAUGGCAACAUGCCACUCUCUCAGAGUAGUAGAUGGCGAGCUGAUGGGAGAUCCUCUCGAUGUGAAGAUGUUCCAAUUCACUGGCUGGUCCUAUCAGGAGAACGGAAGCGAAUCUAUAGAACCCCAUGGUCCUAAGUACGAAACAAUCAUGCCACCCAUUGCAAGGCCGCCUAAUCAGAUAACCGAUUUGAGUGGUCAAAUAGGGGCCAGUCAAACUGUACCAAUAGAACUCGGAGUUCUUAGGAAUUUUGAGUUUGUCUCGGAACUACGCCGUGCGAGUGUCGUCGUCAGACAGUUUGGAGAUGGCGGAGCAAGCUUUUUCGUCAAAGGCGCACCUGAAAGUCUGAAGACCAUUUGCGUCCCUGACAGUUUGCCACACGAUUUCGAUGAAUUGUUGAGCUACUACACACACAAAGGGUACCGUGUCAUUGCGUGCGCCGCGAGAUACGAACCAAAACUCAGCUGGAUGAGAGCCCAGAAGUUGACUCGAGAACUCGUUGAACGCGACCUUGAAUUCAUCGGGUUCAUUAUAUUUGAAAAUAAACUAAAGUCCAACACUACUGGGACAAUAGCGGAACUCAGUAAUGCAGGCAUACGAAAUGUCAUGUGUACGGGCGAUAAUAUACUUACGGCAGUCAGCGUGGCCCGAGAGUGUGGCUUGAUUCGAGCGGAUGAACAGUGUUUCAUACCAAGAUUUGCGGAAGGUCGUCAUCACGAUAUUGGAGCGUCUCUGGUGUGGGAAUGUGUUGAUGAUCCGGCGCUGAAGCUUGACCCGAGCACUCUAUUGCCAUCGUUGACUCCGACAAAUGUGGAUCUCUCCGUGCCCGCAAUCGCGUGCAACAUUAAUCAGUAUACACUUGCAAUCAGUGGAGACGUCUUCAGAUGGCUUGUGGAUUUUGGCAACGAUGUUGUUUUGAAAAGAAUGCUUGUUCGAGGAAACGUAUUCGCCAGGAUGUCGCCUGAUGAGAAGCAUGAACUUGUCGAAAGAUUACAGUCCUUGGAUUAUUGUUGCGGAUUCUGCGGGGACGGUGCUAAUGACUGUGGUGCAUUGAAAGCCGCAGAUGUCGGUAUAUCCCUCUCUGAUGCCGAAGCAUCCGUUGCUGCGCCUUUUACCAGUCGUCAGUUUGAUAUAUCCUGCGUUCCACAACUGAUCAAGGAAGGCCGCGCUGCUUUGGUUACCAGCUUCUGUUGCUUCAAGUACAUGAGUUUGUACUCCGCAAUUCAAUUCUCGAGUGUCAGCUUCCUAUACACGUCAGCAUCGAAUCUUGGCGAUUUUCAGUUUCUGUUCAUUGACCUGGCGCUCAUUUUGCCGAUUGCAAUAUUUAUGGGCUGGACUGGCCCAUAUCCUGUGCUUUCCCGCAAGCGACCAACUGCAAAUCUUGUGUCACGGAAAGUGUUAACUCCACUGCUUGGUCAGAUAUCCAUAUGCAUCUUUACUCAAUUCGUGGCGUUCAAGACUAUCCAAUCGCAACCAUGGUUUCAGCCUCCAAAAAUAGACUUGGACAAUAGCAAUAUAGAGAACUCCGAAAAUACGGCUCUGUUUUUGACCUCAAUCUUCCAGUAUAUAUUUACGAGCAUCGUUCUGAGCGUGGGACCACCAUUUCGGAUGCCAAUGAGUGCGAACAAACCCCUGAUCGUUACAAUUGUCGUUGACUCAAUCGUGUCAAGCUACAUGCUCUUCGAUCCACCGGCGUGGAUAAUCGAAAUUAUGCAGCUGACAUCUAUAUCCAGAGGUUUCGCAUUUUGGCUUUUUGCACUCGCUAUCAGCACAUUUCUACUUUCGUUCGUCACCGAACGCAAGUUCUUCCCCAUACUCUCCCGGGCAAUUGGUCAUUUGAAAACACGGCUACGCCCGGGAAACCGUAAGCAGCGCCGUCAAUAUAAAGUGCUGCUUGAUGAAAUGCAAAUAUGA
Aspergillus udagawae is the source of this 3969-nucleotide messenger RNA. Its product is annotated as putative P-type ATPase. Gene Ontology annotation, biological process: intracellular calcium ion homeostasis. Bases 1 to 3969 code for a protein of 1322 amino acids. Gene Ontology annotation, cellular component: membrane. The record is from RefSeq and is a predicted model, not a curated record. Gene Ontology annotation, molecular function: P-type ion transporter activity; ATPase-coupled monoatomic cation transmembrane transporter activity; ATP binding. The transcript is spliced from 21 exons. NCBI's taxonomy places the organism in Eukaryota, Fungi, Ascomycota, Eurotiomycetes, Eurotiales, Aspergillaceae.